Schistocerca gregaria is the source of this 1442-nucleotide messenger RNA. RefSeq names its product ammonium transporter 1-like. Gene Ontology annotation, cellular component: plasma membrane. The record is from RefSeq and is a predicted model, not a curated record. Gene Ontology annotation, molecular function: ammonium channel activity. Gene Ontology annotation, biological process: ammonium transmembrane transport. Lineage: Eukaryota; Metazoa; Arthropoda; Insecta; Orthoptera; Acrididae.
UGAAAAGAGUGACCAACGUCCCUUCCAUGUCUGGUCCCGCGCGCUUUGAUAAUCCGUGCAUCGACACAGGAGACACAACAUGGAUCCUCAUUAGCACAGCAUUCGUGUUGACAAUGUUUGGUGGUCUGGGUUUCUUUCAAGCUGGUCUCUUAAGAGCCAAGAAUGCCCAAUCAAUGCUUAUGCAGAUAUUAUCUGGAUCGAUCGUGAUUGGUGUCAUGUGGGAUGCAUUUGGCUAUAGUCUGGUAUUUGGAAAAAGCCUGGGUGGCGUCAUUGGAGAUCUCUCUCACAUAUUUCUCCUCGGAGUGGAUUAUAAUAAUUGUUCACAACAUGCGCCUAAAAUUCCGUCUGCACUGUUCGCCCUGUUCAUGAUGAUGUUCGCGGUGAUAGCACCGCUCCUUAUAACAGGGUCGAUUGCUGAGAGAAUGAUUUGGAAGUCAUACAUGGUGUUUAUCAUAUUGUGGGAGGCUUUUGUGUACUACCCCAUUGCUCACUGGAUUUGGGGAAAAGGGUGGUUGCACCAAUACGGCGUAUUGGAUUUUGCCGGGGGAUUGGUGAUUCAUGCGAGUGCGGGGGUGAGCGCUUUGAUCAUGGCGGUGUUUUUGGGUCGUAGGGAUAAGUUUUUCAAAUACAGAGGGGAAUUUCCUCCGUCCAACAUCCCGCUGUCAAUGAUUGGGACUUGUAUGCUUUGGGGAGGUUGGUUCGGCUUCAACUCUGGAAGUGCGUUGACAGGUGGAGCGCUUGCGACGAGUGCGCUUGCUUCUACUCAGCUUGCGGCCAUGUGGUCGGGUUUUGUCUGGCUGAUUAUUUCUUGCAUUCGAAACAAGCCUACGCUGGUUGCCGUCAUGUCUGGAAUCAUAGCAGGUCUCGCUGGCAUUACUCCGGCUAGCGGGUAUAUUGGCAACUUAUCCUCUAAUUUUUCGAUUGUAGGAGGUGCCGUUUCUUAUUUUUCGGUGUGGGUUAUUAAAGAAAAGCUCCACAUUGACGAUGCACUAGACGUGGCCAGCGUGCACGGCAUACCGGGUAUACUUGGCUCGUUGGCCAUAGGAAUAUGCUCGAGGAAGAACCUCAAUCCCAAUGGAGCAGACGGGUUGAUAGCCGGUGGUGGCACUCGAUUGUUGGAGAAACAGAUGGUUGGCGUUGCGGUCGUCAUUGCAUACGCCGCCUUCGUCACACUGUUGAUCGCUUUACUUCUGAGGAAAACCAUAGGGCUCAAAGUAUCUCCGGAGGAGGAAGAGUUAGGACUGGAUAUGUCUUUGCAUGGCGAAUGUGCCUAUGUUUUGUGCUCCGACAUGAAAUCCGGCACGCCUCAAGAAGAUCUCUCUGAGAAUUCACAACUUCUCCCAUAAUUUUUUUUAAUACUCGAACAAUUUCGUCUCUGUCAGUUUCCGACUCGUUCGGCACACGCCCUUUUGUGAAUAGAAGAAAACCGAAGUCUUAACGUG